AUGGCCGCGAGCAAGCAAUGGACGCGGGUGCGCACGCUCGGCCGCGGCGCCUCGGGGGCAGAGGUCUUCCUCGCCGCGGACGACGCGUCAGGCGAGCUCUUCGCGGUCAAGUCCGCGACGGCGGCGUGCGCCUCGGCUCUUAAGAGGGAGGAGGGCCUCAUGGCCUGCCUGCACUCCCCGUGCGUCGUCUCCUGCCUCGGCGGCCGCAGCGCGCGCGAUGGCUCCUACCACCUCUUCCUCGAGUUCGCCCCCGGUGGCUCGCUGGCGGACCGGGUGGCCAGCAACGGGGGGCUCGACGAGCGCGCCGUCCGCGGGUACGCGUCCGACGUGGCGGCCGGGCUCGCGUACCUUCACGGCGCCGGGAUGGUGCACGGGGACGUCAAGGCGCGCAACGUCGUGAUAGGCGCCGACGGCCGCGCCAAGCUCGCGGACUUCGGGUGCGCCAGGAAAGUGGGCGCUGGCGUGCCGAUCAUCGGCGGCACGCCCGCGUUCAUGGCGCCGGAGGUGGCGCGCGGCGAGGAGCAGGGCCCCGCGGCCGACGUCUGGGCGCUCGGAUGCACGGUCGUCGAGAUGGCAACCGGCCGCGCCCCGUGGAGCGGCAUGGACGGCAACGCGCUCGCGGCGCUGCACCGGAUCGGCUAUACGGAGGCAGUUCCUGAGCUGCCCCAGUGGCUGUCCGCUGAGGCCAAGGACUUCCUGGGCGGGUGCUUGGUCAGGCAGGCCAGCGACCGGUGCACGGCGGCGCAGCUCCUGGAGCACCCGUUCUUGGCCUCCGCCGUGGUCGACGCGAAGCCGCAAGCCACGGAGAGCAAGUGGGUGUCGCCCAAGAGCACGCUGGACGCGGCAUUCUGGGAGUCGGAGUCAGACACCGAGGAGGCGGAGCACGACAGCACGGCCGAGAGCAGGAUCAGAGCAUUGGCCUGCCCCGCCUCGGCGCUCCCGGACUGGGACUCCGAGGAGGGCUGGAUCGGCGUGCUCUCCGCGCCAACCGAGGCACCCGACGCAGUGCCCGUGCCGGCCAAGGAGUCGACCGUCAUCAUCGCGGACGACGCUAUCACAAGUGAAGAAGGAUCGGUAGAUGCAGAGUCCGGCUUUCUGGACAUUUCCGUUGACGUAGAGCACAGCAGCAGCUUCCUCACCGCAGGAGAUGCAUCUGAGGAUGACGCAGUCGGGGGCAGCACUGGCAGCGAUCAGUUUUUGAAGGGUUUAGUUUCUUGCCGAUUAGUGUCAUGUAAAUUGUUACUAGUACAAACAGUACUACUGUUUUGCAACAUAAUCAUCAAUGCAAUCGAUUUCGUUCUUGCACAAACAGUUUUCCUGCUCCGCGCCGCUCCUCUGUUUCACCGUGCUCCCCGUUGCAACUGA
Molecule: messenger RNA, 1365 nt
Organism: Triticum turgidum subsp. durum (durum wheat)
Lineage: Eukaryota; Viridiplantae; Streptophyta; Magnoliopsida; Poales; Poaceae
Source: the annotation of a GenBank genome assembly